AUAAUAAGGUCAAGCAACGCAUUGUUUCACGUGAAACUUUGGAGGUUAUGUUUUCCGAGUCAAGUUAUUUUUAAUGCUAUACUUGCAAAUACUACAUACUUUCCUAAGUGUUUCUUCAUUAGUGAUUGAAUCAAGUUUGCUUUCAUUUAUCCUCGAGUUCGAAGAAUCGCGUGACAAUGGAAGAUAAGAGUGAAAAAGCGCAUAAAAUCUGGACCGAUGAAGAACGGUUAGAACUUGCUUCGAAAUUGGAUGCUGAAUUAGAUGAAUAUAUAAAUAAUUUAGAAAAGAAAAGUUAUACAGAAGGAUGGCCGGAAGACCGAUGGGAAGAAGAAAUGGAAAAACAUCCUUUCUUCAUGAAGAAACCACCAGAGCCUGGCGAGGAACUUUCCCCACUAAUGGAAGGGUUACAACAACUCAAAUAUGGGGAAGAUGAAAAUACACCAGAGGAAUUAGCAAAUAAUUAUAAAGAAGAUGGAAACUUUAAUUACAAAUACAAAAAAUAUCGGUUAGCGAUAUUAAGUUAUACAGAAGGAAUAAGGACUAAAUGUAAGGAUAAUGAUUUAAUGGCUCAACUUUAUAACAAUAGGGCUGCUUCACAUUUCAUGUUAAAAAACUUUCGGUCUAGUUUAAAUGAUUCAAAGCAUGCUUUAAAAUUAAAACCAAAUUACCCAAAGGCAUUGAAUAGGGCUGCCACAUGUUGCUUUCAUGUUAAAGACUAUGAUCAAUGUAUUAACCUAUGUGAUCAAUUCCUCGAUCAUUCUCCAACUGACAAGACAAUUUUAAGUUUGAAGUCACAGGCAGUGACUGCAAGGGAACGUUCAAAAAGAGACCAAAGGAAACAAGAUAGAUUAGAGAAGAAAUUAAAUAAAGAAGAGGAGGAGCUAAUAAACAUUAUCAAAAGUAAAGGCAUUAACUUAGAAUUGAUUAAUGAGAAAAAGAAUCUCGAGUUAAAAGAUUUAGAACCCCAAGUACCACAAAUUGCUCAGAGUAGAGUUCAUUUGGAUUCAGAAAAUAAACUUAUUUGGCCAGUAAUGAUUUUAUAUCCGGAGACAUACCAAACAGAUUUCAUACAAAACUUCCAUGAAGACACACCAUUAAUAGAACAGUUAGAGCAACUAUUUAGUGAACCUCCAGAAUGGGAUACAGAGAAACGUUACACCCUUCAGAAUAUUAAUGUUUAUUUUGAGGGAAAAGAUAAAUGUUCUGUCCAUAAAGUAAACACUCAACAUUCUCUGGGAAAAAUAUUACAGAACGAACGAUUUAUUGUUCGCGGGGGAACCCCGGCAUUUCUUGUCCUCGUUAAAUCUAGCGAAGCGGAGAAGCGAUUUUUAGCCAAUUACUAAACAAUUUUGUACAUAAAUCACAAAUAAACUUCUAAAAAAUUCUCC
Messenger RNA from Nomia melanderi (Alkali bee), 1388 nucleotides. RefSeq names its product DNA polymerase interacting tpr containing protein of 47kD (gene Dpit47). The record is from RefSeq and is a predicted model, not a curated record. NCBI's taxonomy places the organism in Eukaryota, Metazoa, Arthropoda, Insecta, Hymenoptera, Halictidae. Gene Ontology annotation, cellular component: cytosol; nucleus. Gene Ontology annotation, biological process: protein folding. Gene Ontology annotation, molecular function: Hsp90 protein binding; Hsp70 protein binding.